UUCUCGCCUCCUGCCCGCUCCCCGGAGCUACCCUCGGGCCCCCGGAGCUGGGUACUCCGCAUGGAGCAGGAGUAGCUUGAGGAGUGGGCAGAAACCCCUCCUGAUGCGUUAGUUCCCAGGUGGAACUGCAUGUGAUAUAUGUUGGGUAAAGGAGGAAAACGGAAGUUUGAUGAGCAUGAAGAUGGGCUGGAAGGCAAAAUCCUGUCUCCCUCUGACGGUCCAUCCAAGGUGUCUUACACCUUACAGCGCCAGACUAUCUUCAACAUUUCCCUUAUGAAACUCUACAACCACAGGCCCCUCACAGAGCCCAGCUUGCAAAAGACCGUCUUAAUCAACAACAUGUUGCGGCGGAUCCAGGAGGAGCUCAAACAGGAAGGCAGCCUGAGGCCUGCAUUCACCCCCUCCUCUCAGCCCAGCGACUCGCUGAGUGACAGCUGCCGAGAGGCCCCGCCGGCGCUCAGCCACGCCGCGGCCCCGCCCGCUCACCCCGGCGACCUCGGAAGCACUACACCCCUGGAGGCCUGCCUCACCCCGGCCUCGCUGCUGGAGGACGACGACACUUUUUGCACUUCCCCAGCCCUGCCGCCCACUGCUCCUACCAGACUCUCACCUCCAGCUCUCUCGCCGGCAAAGGACAGCUUCUCCUCGGCCUUGGACGAGAUCGAGGAGCUCUGUCCCACAUCUACCUCUACAGAGGUCGCCGUGGCAGCGACUGACAGCUCGAAAGGGGGCGCCAGCGAGUCCGGCGCCCCGAAACCCGAGGGGCUCCAAGAGGGCCGCCCCGACGAUCCGAAACUGAUGGAUUCUCUGCCUGGGAAUUUUGAAAUCACCACGUCCACGGGAUUUCUGACGGACCUAACCCUGGACGACAUCCUGUUUGCUGACAUUGACACGUCGAUGUAUGAUUUUGACCCCUGCACCUCCACGUCGGGGACAGCCUCGAAAAUGGCCCCCGUGUCAGCGGACGACCUCCUCAAGACUCUCGCCCCUUACAGCAGCCAGCCGGUCGCCCCGAGUCAGCCUUUCAAAAUGGACCUCACAGAGCUGGACCACAUCAUGGAGGUGCUCGUCGGGUCCUAAGUACCAGGGACCCCGUGACUGUGCCCACCCAGGCCCUGCGAGUGGCCCCGCGCCCUGACAGCUCUCCGCACUGUGCAUGCACCCUUGCUUGCCUUUUUCAGAGAAAAAGAACAUUUUACAAAAGGAUCACAUUAGUUUUUGCUUUGAGCAGAGUUGGAGUGCCUUCAUCCAAGGAUGACCACUUUCAGUAUGCUUUUUUGAGUGGUUCCUCAAAGACCUACUACCCUGGAAUAGGAAAGAAUACAUUUGAAGACAAUGUUGCUGUAUCAAGUGGCAAAAACAGUUCAAGUGAAGCACAAGGAAUAAGUUGGGAAAGCUGUAAAUUGCAUGUGCAUAUUUGUCUAUUUUUUCUAUAAGUUUUAUUGCAA
Molecule: messenger RNA, 1448 nt
Organism: Pteronotus mesoamericanus
Lineage: Eukaryota; Metazoa; Chordata; Mammalia; Chiroptera; Mormoopidae
Gene: SERTAD2
Product: SERTA domain containing 2
Exons: 2
Coding region: 139-1080 (313 amino acids)
Cellular component (GO): nucleus
Molecular function (GO): transcription regulator activity
Source: RefSeq, a predicted model, not a curated record